UUGAGAUUGUCUGCCUAGCACCGGGUGAAAACCAAAAACCAUUGUACAUAAUGUCUGACACUAAUUUUGAGGCUAUGAGUAAUCCUGACAAGUUUCCAUAUGGGACUGGGUGUUUUAGUGCCGACAGACCUAAAAAGUUGACUUAUCAAAAAUACUUUAACCAAAGACUGUUAAAUGUCGACGGUAGGUUUGCCAGUGAUACUGACUACUUGUUUACUGCCCAGUACAUAGUAGAAGCCAAAAAAAUACAAGGUGACUGUAAUCAUUUCAUUUUUAGACAAAAGCCUGGUAGCCUCACUGCUAGUCAAGCUAGAGAUGACUCGUUCGUGAGCCAAUGUCUACGUAGAGAUAAAGCGUAUCGUUUCAUGAAAAACACGAGGAUCUCCCCCAUAUUACCAGAAAACCUUUUUUGAAAUGUUAGCUAUGAUUCGGCAGCUAGGUACACCUACGUGGUUUUUUACAUUAACAGCAGCAGAUAUGAAGUGGCCCGAUAUUAUUCAAACCAUAGCCCGACAGUAUGGUCAAAAUUACACGGAUGAUGAGGUAGCUGCCCUUUCAUUUGAUGAAAAGUCAAAAUGGAUUAGGCGUAACCCAGUUACUGCAGCUAGGCACUUUCAAUACCGUUUAAACACAUUCUUUAAUGAAUUUUUAAAGUCCCCAGCUAAGCCUCUCGGUGAAAUUGUAGACUAUGCAGUUAGGAUCGAGUUUCAAGCUAGAGGUUCUCCUCACGCACACUGUGUGCUUUGGGUAAAAGAUGCCCCAAAAUUUGAAGAAGCCCCUAUGUCUGAAGUGUGUGACUUCAUUGAUCAGUAUGUUUCUGUGUCCAUACCUGAUAGUGGUAAACUAAGAGACUUGGUGUUGCAGCUACAGCAGCAUAGGCAUUCCUCAUAUUGCAAGAGAAACCAAACCUGUCGCUUUAAUUUCCCACACCCUCCUAGUGAUGAAACUUUGAUAGCAGAGGAGAAGCACGAAGAUCGAACUGAUUAUGUAGAAACUUUGAAAAGUGUGCGUAAAGUACUAACAGAAGGCGAUUGUGACGACUUCACAAUUGACGAUGUGCUAUCUAAAGCUAACGUAACUCAGUCUGAAUACAAGGAAGCAUUAGCAGUGUCUGCAAAUGGUUUUGUUAUUGUGCUUAAGCGUAAACCAAAUGAAUGCAACGUUAACAAUUACAAUCCGCAUGUACUACGAGCUUGGCAAGCUAACAUGGAUAUACAGUAUGUCCUCAAUGGCUAUGCUUGUGUGAUGUAUAUAGCUUCGUACAUAAUGAAAACAGAUAGAGCCAUGGGUGAACUCUUGAAGCGUGUAGCAAACGAGACUAGAACCGAAGACCUUAAGACCCAAUUAAAAAAAGUAGGUUCAGCGUUUCUUACACACAGGGAAGUCAGUGCCCAAGAAGCAGUUUAUAGAAUACUACCACUCCCCAUGAAAAGGAUGAGCAGGACUGUAUUUUUUGUUGAUACCAAUCCCCAAAAAGACAGAAUCGGUGUAUUAAAGCCUUCUUCUGCAAUCGAGAACCUUGAUGAUGAUGACCCUAACGUAUUUUGUAAGAACCUAGUAGAGAGGUAUCAACACAGACCAAUUGAGCUUGCAAAUAUAUCUCUAGCUGAUUUUGCUGCUAAUUAUAGUACCGAAUAUAAAGUCGUUGACGACGAUACUGGUGACACUGAUGUACUUCCAUCUGAUGCCAACAGUACUGAGAAUACAGCACGUAAAAUUACACUCACAGGUGGAUUCGGUAAAAUGAAUAAACGUAAUCGGGAAGCAAUCAUAAGGUUCACAAAGUACAAUAAGGAGAAAGACCCCAGUAACUGGUAUAGAGCCAAAUUGAUGCUUUAUUUCCCAUGGUACAGUGAAGAAACAGAUUUGUUAGGUGGCUAUUCAACCUUUGAAGAGCAUUUCCGUAAUGUCCAAUUGUCUGUGAUAGCUAAUGAGAAAAAGUACACACUGUCUGACGUAGAAAACAUUGAAAUUGAUGAGGAUGGCCCCCCACAGCAUGCUUGGGAUCAAGUAGCACCGGGUACUGAAGCUGACAGAGCCCAACAUGAAGCUGAAGGUCCUGAAACUCUAACAGAUUUGUCUGAGCAAGACGUUAGGGACAAUAGUGCAUUGUUUACGUCCACUACCUCUAGUAGCUUACAUGUGCGCUAUGAAGGCGUAGCUAAUCAUGGGGAAAUUCCACCUGAUGAAUACAGAAAGCUUUUAAGAGGUCUUAACAGCAAGCAAAAACAAAUCGUCAUGUUUCACCGUAAUUGGUGCAAGAAAGCUGUGAUAGCAUUAAAGCAUGGUAAACCCAUUGAGCCAUACCGUGUGUUUGUGAGUGGCCCUGGGGGUGUAGGAAAGACCCAUGUUAUCAAACUAAUACAUUCUGAUACUGUUAAAUUGCUUAGGUUGUCUGGCACAAUAGAACCUGAUGAUGUUACGGUUUUGCUUACAGCCCCCACUGGUGCAGCAGCAUUUAUUAUAGGUGGUAUGACGUUACAUUCUGCUCUUGUACUAGGUACCAGUAGAUACGGUGGUUUUCAGCCUCUCAAUCACGAUCGUUUAAACUCCCUACGAAGCAAAUUGUCCAAGUUAGCACUACUGAUCAUUGAUGAAAUAAGCAUGGUUGGUUCCAACAUGUUGCUAGAAGUGCACAAGAGACUAGAGCAAAUCAAAGCUGUCAUGCCGGAUAGGAAUACCUUUGGUGGUGUCAGUACAUUAGCAGUAGGAGAUCUUUUUCAAUUACCCCCCGUCUGCCAAACACCUGUUUUUAGUGUCGUCAACGAUAGUUAUGCUAAACUAUACAACUCUGGUUCAUUGUGGUUAGAUGAAUUUCAAAUGAUUGAGCUAGAUGAGAUUAUGAGGCAAAAGGGUGACUCCGUAUUUUGUGAACUUUUGUGUAGGAUUAGAACGGCUACACACAAUGACAAUGACGUCGCUGUGCUAAAGUCCAGGGAAAUUACUCCUCAGAUGCCCAAUUACCCAAACCAUGCUCUACAUGUGUAUAGACUCAAUGCUGACGUUGAUGAGCGUAACAUGACCAUGUUGAAUGCCUUGGUUCCAGAAAGUCAGCAAUAUUCAAUAAAGUCUCGCGAUUCUAGAGCUGGUCAAACUAGCCACAUUAACCUGUCAACCCUGUCUGACAAGAGAUCAGAAACUGGUGGCCUACACGGCGUUUUGAAAAUUGCAAUUGGUGCCAGAGUUAUGCUAACAACCAAUGUUGACGUAGCAGAUGGGCUAGUUAAUGGUGCUAGAGGUGAAAUAGUCGAUAUAGUGAUGGCUGCUGGUAAGGUUACACACAUUCUUGUAAAUUUUGAUCACCCUAAUGUUGGAGCUAAGGCCAGACAAGGUAGUCAAUUUUUGCAAACGUUCCCAACUGCUGUUCCACUAGUAAAACACGAAGCUGUUUUUAAGGCUAAAGGUAAACGAGGCUCUGAAAUUACUCGGUUACAGUUCCCAUUGACUCUAGCUUGGGCUACUACUAUACAUAAGGUACAAGGUUUAACACUCGAUGAAAUUGUGGUAGACAUGAAAGGUAGCCGCUUUAGCUCUGGUCAAGCCUAUGUAGCAUUCAGUCGUGUUAAAAAGCUUGAAGGUUUGCAUAUAUUGAACUUUAAUGAGAAGGUUAUUAAAGCGAGUGAUGACGUCAAGACUGAAAUGUCUAGAUUAAAUGAUAGGGUACUCAGCCCUUUGUCCGUUGACACAUGUCCUGAAGAUUACAUCACAAUUACAUUACUCAAUGUGAGAUCGCUGCUAGCUAAAGUACCAGACAUUGAAUGUGAUAAAUUAUUUACUUCAGCUGCAAUUCACUGUUUUACUGAAACAUGGUUGCAGUCCGGAAUAGCCAGUCCAUUAAUACAUACAAACCAUCAAUGUUUAAGACUCGAUAGUGUUUCUGGUGAUAGAAAAGGUGGGGUUUUGAUUAGUUUGCCUGAAAAUAUAGAAAUACUGAACUCUUAUGCUGGUGUUGCAAUAGAAAUGCUAUGUGCUCUGCUUCAACUACCUAAUGGACAAACCAUUCAUUUAACUCUUGUGUACCGAUCUCCAAGUGUAUCAAUGAAUGAUUUAUUAGGCUACAUGUAUCCCCUGUUGCAGCAUCUAAAAAGCUUUAAUGUAUCUAUUGUCCUAGGUGACUUUAAUGUGGACAUUCUAACUAACACUAAUUCACAAUUAGAAGUAUUAAUGCUUCGUCAUGGUUAUUCUCAGCUAGUGCACACUCCCACUACAGACAACGGUACUCUUAUAGACCAUGUAUAUUGCAAUAGCCUAGCACCAGAGCGUGUUCAUACAAAGGUUACUGAUGUGUACUACUCGGAUCACGAUGCAGUUCUCUGCUCCAUUCCCCUCGAAUCUAUCAGUCUAACUACGUGACCUGUACACUUAGUGAGUAUUUGAGGCUAUAUAGCUCAACUUACUUACAUUACUGAAUAUUUCUGAAUAAUACGAGUUUGAGACACCUAUAAUUAUUCUUGUGUAUGUCCACGCUCUGACCAUGUUCUAUGCUAUACCUUGUCUGAGACAAAUUUGCUAAUUGGUUGAAACCAGUGCAUUUUAUACAGCCUCUUCAGCUAGAUUAUCUCUGCCUGGUUUCAACCGUAACUGCCAUAAGCAUUCUUUGUACGCUUGUAUACUUUUUUCUGGCUUGGCCAAUCCGUUUUGCUGUUACUCUAUGACUCAAAUGACUCCUAUGACUCAAAUGACUCCUAUGACUCCUAUGACUCAAAUGACUCCUAUGACUCAAAUGACUCAAAUGACUCAAAGUUUACUAAGUGUUCAAUUAACUGUUCCUGGUUCCUGUUGAAGACUAAGAAUGUCUACCGCUGCAGUGAGUUAAAUCCAACCAUGGUGAGUGUAUACAUUUGUAAUUAUAUCAUCUUUACCAUAACUAGUGUCAAGAGUAGAUCUACUAUUGCUAGUGUACAGUGUCAUAAUUCAAUUCUACAGAUAUAGUUUUUGUUUUUUGUGUAUAAUGCUAUACUAUACAAACAUCCUUCAUAUCUUUGUCUUAUAUAUACACACACUAAGGGCCAUUUGUAGUCCCAAGAAAAUUGAUGAACACUGGCUAAUGUAACGACUUCUAAUGGCUGUCUCGACAUACUACAACUGUACAUUGUACGCAAGAAUUAUAACUAUGAUAAAAUGGCUCUGCGACACUCAAAAAUUGAAGAAAAUUAAUGAACGAACUAUUCUUGCAUAGAGACCUCAAUCUAAUGGCUGUCUUCGACGCACAGAUUGUGGCAGAUAACAAACAUACAUCAUACGCAAGAAAAUCGAUAAAACUAUGAACUAUGAUUAUAUAAGAGUGAUACAGCAAAAAUAGAUGUCGCUAUCCUGUUUCUACCUUCGAGCAAUGCUCCCUACUUGAAUUUGGCACUUUAAUUUUGACAGCCUUCCAAAAGCCACAUGGUCAGUCACUUUCGGCCUGAAGCCAUGUUUAUACGUGCACAAAGAGUGGGUAUAUCGACCAUGAUUGUUGUUAAAAACGAUCGAUGCCAAAAAUUCAAGUCUAAAAUUAAUGGCAAUUAGCAGAGCUCUCGCAGUCAAUUUCGCUUUUAUUUAUUUAUUGUUACAACUAUUUUCAGAAUCUAUUUAUACAUCCUUUUUUUACACUUACUUUUGUUAUACUAUUUCUCUUAUUUAUUUAUUGUUACAACUAUUUUCAGGAUCUAUUUAUACGUCCUUUUUUUACACUUACUUUUGUUAUACUAUUUCUCUUAUUUAUUAAACUACCAUUACAUCAUCAUAAUCAUUAUUUUUACACUUACUUUUGUAAUACUUAUUAUUUUCAUUUUUAAACUACCAUUACAUCAUCAUAAUCAUUAUUUUUACACUUACUUUUGUUCUACUAUUUCUCGUCAAAGGAGGUUGACAUCUGCGUGUCAUGUGUUAACACACAUUCCUGAACUUUGACCUAAGGAAUGACACGCGGAUGUCAUGUGUUAACACACAUUCCUGAACUUUGACCUAAGGAAUGACACGCGGAUGUCUUGCCUCCUCUGAUUUCUCGUUAUCCAUUUCUACCAUUACAUCAUCAUAA
Messenger RNA from Halichondria panicea, 6019 nucleotides. RefSeq lists its product as uncharacterized. The transcript has a single exon. Gene Ontology annotation, molecular function: DNA helicase activity. The record is from RefSeq and is a predicted model, not a curated record. Gene Ontology annotation, biological process: telomere maintenance; DNA repair. The coding region runs from base 415 to 4353 and encodes 1312 amino acids. NCBI's taxonomy places the organism in Eukaryota, Metazoa, Porifera, Demospongiae, Suberitida, Halichondriidae.